AUGCAGCCACAGCAGUUACCAUCGCAAAACAACCAGCCUAAGCCACAAACAGGCAUACAGCCACCGCAAUCGCAAAACUGCCAUCUUCAGCAACAAGGACGUAUCCAGUCACAGCCACCGCAGGACAGUCUACCAUUGCAGCUUCCGAACCAGCAACCAUACACAGAGGGGCAAUUACCACAGCUACCACAGAAUGACCAGGCUCAGUUACCAACAGGUAUGCAGCCACAGCAGUUACCAUCGCAAAACAACCAGCCUAAGCCACAAACAGGCAUACAGCCACCGCAAUCGCAAAACUGCCAUCUUCAGCAACAAGGACGUAUCCAGUCACAGCCACCGCAGGACAGUCUACCAUUGCAGCUUCCGAACCAGCAACCAUACACAGAGGGGCAAUUACCACAGGCACAUCUUACCUCCAAUGCACCGACUCAAAUGGGUUAG
Musca domestica (house fly) is the source of this 441-nucleotide messenger RNA. RefSeq lists its product as uncharacterized. The transcript is spliced from 2 exons. The coding region runs from base 1 to 441 and encodes 146 amino acids. The record is from RefSeq and is a predicted model, not a curated record. NCBI's taxonomy places the organism in Eukaryota, Metazoa, Arthropoda, Insecta, Diptera, Muscidae.